Molecule: messenger RNA, 1971 nt
Organism: Durio zibethinus
Lineage: Eukaryota; Viridiplantae; Streptophyta; Magnoliopsida; Malvales; Malvaceae
Source: RefSeq, a predicted model, not a curated record
UUGUUUCUUUUUUAUUAUUCCUUUCUAUUAUCCUUUCAGUUUGUUAGAUUAAGGCAACGUUAAAUGGAAACAUGUUUGACAUUAUGCAGAUUUUUGGGCUACGGAAAUGUUAGGAGGGUGGCCCGAUCCCUUCAUUCGAACUGGAAGCCUAGCUUCCAAGAAGCAAAUAAUAUUGUGGUGCGUACAAAAGUUGAGUUCCCUUACUCCCUAUAUAAGUUAUGCUCACAGUAUAAACAUUCAUUAAGAGAAGAUACUCCUUUUGCGUUUUACAAAAUAAAGGAAGGAUUAUCAAAGAGUUAUCCGCCUCGGAGCUUCCAUACCCUUUCUUCUAGUUAUGUAUUUUCAGACAAUGCACAAGUUACUUGGAAGAGGCUUUUUCAAUUAUUUUACUAUGAUGGUCCAGCUUUGACGCCAAUAAGUAGAAUUGCCUGUGCAGUGACUUUGGCUUUAAGUAGGUCGAACCUUGUAGUUUCUGCUUUUAUGGCGUUCAUGAUUGGAGAGCUAGCCUGGACCCAACAGAAAUGGGCAGAAGCAGGAGACUUCUCUGCAAAGGAUACUCUUUAUAUGCAAGCACAAAAUGGACGUAUCUAUUUAGCAUCUUUUGUAUUAUUCCUUUGGGAGUUUAUAAUUUUGUUAUUCAGAGCAAUCUAUUUAGCGAUUUUGUUUUUACCCAGCAUAGCAAUGGCUCCCUUUGUGGAUUCUUUAGGUGUUGAAUUCAGAAAAAUGUGGCUUCGUGUUGUCCAUCGUACACUGGAAAAAGCAGGCCCAGCAUUUAUAAAAUGGGGUCAAUGGGUUGCGAUUAGACCAGAUCUGUUUCCUAGAGAUCUUUGUGAUGUACUUGUUCAACUUCAAGCUACAGCUCCAUCACAUAGUUUCUCUUUCACAAAGAAAUCUAUUGAAAAAGCAUUUGGUCAAAAGUUGACUGAAAUCUUUGCAAAUUUUGAAGAGGAACCUUUGGCAUCUGGAAGUAUUGCUCAAGUUCAUAGAGCAACUUUGAAAUAUAGGUACCCUGGUCAACAAACCAAGCCCAUUGUAGUUGCUGUAAAGGUUCGGCAUCCAGGGGUUAGUGAAGCAAUUAGAAGAGACUUUAUGAUAAUUAAUUUUGUAGCUAAACUUUCAAAGUUCAUCCCUACGUUGAAAUGGUUGAGAUUGGAUGAAAGUCUACAACAAUUUGCAGUUUACAUGAUGUCCCAAGUUGAUCUUGCUAGGGAAGCUGCACAUCUAAGCCGUUUUAUCUACAACUUCCGUAGAUGGAAGGAUGUCUCAUUUCCAGAGCCUUUAUACCCCUUGGUACACCCUGCUGUUCUGGUAGAGACUUUUGAACAUGGAGAAAGUGUUUUGCACUAUGUUGAUGAGCUUGAAGGACAUGAGCAGACUAAAAACGCCCUUGCUCACAUUGGGACGCAUGCAUUUUUAAAAAUGCUUUUGGUAGAUAAUUUUAUUCAUGCAGACUUGCAUCCUGGGAAUAUUCUUGUCCGUGUAAAAGAUAGGCGAUCAUGUAAACAUCUCUUUAGUUCAAGGCCUCAUGUUAUCUUUCUUGAUGUAGGCAUGACAGCUGAACUUUCGAAGAUAGAUCGAAUGAAUUUACUGGAGUUUUUUAAGGCUAUUGCUCUUCGAGAUGGUCGCAGUGCUGCUGAGUCCACACUUAGGUUAUCUAAACAGCAACAUUGUCCUAAUCCAAAGGCUUUCAUAGAGGACGUUGAACAAUCUUUCAAUUUCUGGGAUUCCCCAGAUGGUGAGUUUGUCUAUCCAGGCGAGUGCAUACAGCAACUACUUGAGCAUGUUAGACGUCAUAAUGUCAACAUUGAUGGAAAUGUUUGUACAGUAAUUAUUACCACCUUGGUUCUUGAGGGAUGGCAGCGGAAGCUUGACCCUCAAUUGGAUGUGAUGCGCAUGUUGCAGACAGUACUAUUUAAAGUUGACAGGGCUAAGUCUCUACUUUACACCAUUGAAGGACUUAUGGCACCUUAA